Messenger RNA from Symbiodinium natans, 1740 nucleotides. NCBI's taxonomy places the organism in Eukaryota, Dinophyceae, Suessiales, Symbiodiniaceae. The record is from the annotation of a GenBank genome assembly.
AUGCUGAGAAUCUUCGCGGCUCAAGCGAAUGGUCUGCUGCAGGAUCCUGCGGGCACUGGCGCGCUGAACCUCAUCGAGUACUUCCAGAUCCCCUUUCCCAGGGUGGGCAGAAAAACUGUGAUUAACUCUUUGAGCAAGUCGUUCCAGAGACAGCCGGCGUCCUUCUCUUUGAACCUGAUAGGCGAGGGCGAGGACAAGGUCAAGGAGCAGCAGAAGUACAUGAGCUACGAGUUCGAGCUGAGACGCUGCGAGGGCAAGCAGACCUACGGCUCCAACGGCAAGAUUUGCACAAGGGGUGACACGGGCGAGAUCCUGCCGACCCAGAAGUUCCGCCACUUGACAAUCCAGACGGUAACCCCAGAGCCAGGCAUGCAGGACCGCGAUGCCUUCGCAGAGGUCCUUUGGAUCGUGGACAUCUCAGCGCCCGCGCAGAACUGGGAGAAUCUUACAAAGGACGUGAAGGUCAUGACCGAGACGUUCGCUGUUGGAACGGCGGAUCAGCUGGCAAAGGUCCGCAACGGCACGAACGCCGGUGACAAGAAGGCGCAGGCUUUGGCGAGCUACCUCGCGGUGCACGUGAAGGUACUCCAGGAAGAUCGGAAGGCUAUCGAGACGCUCCCCAAGUCUCUCAGGGAGGUUGCCGCGUUGUACAAAGAGGUGGGCGACACGCGGGAAGCGGAAGAUGUGAUGAAGGACAUUUUGGAGUUCCAUCUGGCCAAUGGCCAGCGGGAAGAGGCCGCAAAGGUGGAGCAGGAAAUCCGGGAGCAGGUCAAGGGGAACAAGAAGGAGGAGCCGCCAUGCCUCCUCCGUUUAGCCGCAGUCUUCUACGCCAUGGGCGCGAUGGAGGGCGCCCGGACGCUUGUGGAAGAGGCCGUCGCAGGAUUUACGGCGAGCGGAGACAAGGCUGGCACCGUGACUGCCCUUCGCUCCAUGGCGAUGUUGUACCUCUCGCAGCAGAAGUUUGACGAAGCUCUUCAGGCUCUGGAAAAGGCCGUCCAAGGGACCGGGACUGAGAAGGCCAAUGCGGAGUAUGGCAUCUCGCAGGUCUACGCCGCCAUGGGCGGCAAAGGCGUGAACAGCGCCGUGGACGCCCUGAAGAAAGCUCGUGCCUUCAUGAAGGAGGACGGAAACAAGGAUGGGGAGCUGGAAGUGCUCCAGAUCAUGUCCGAGCUCCUUCUGAGCAAGCAGCAGGGAUCGGAGGCGCUGGCUACUGGACAGGAAGCAUUGGCCGUGGUGCAGGCUACCGGCGAUCAGUCCAAGGAGGCUGCAGCUCUCCUUCGCCUUGUUGGGGCCUGCCUCUCCGCGCAGAACGAUGGCGAUGCGCUGAAGUACGCCGAGCAGGCUGAAGAAAAGGCCCGCGCUGCGGAUGACAUCGAGAAGGAGGCCCAGGCGAGCUACAACAUCGCGGAGAUCAUGCUUCGCAGGGGUGACAAGACUGGAUCCAUCAAGCGCUCCAAGGAGCAGCUUCAGAGAUGCCGCGAGAAGCAGCAUCCUGCCGGACAAGCCUCCGCCAUGGUCGUGCUGGGACAGGCACUGCUGGCCGAGAAUCCCAUGAGUGCCGAGGGCAUGCGCUACCUGCAGGCUGCACUGGGGCUGUACAAGGACUCCGACGACUUCGUCGGACUCCAGUGGGGGCUGCAGCUCACCGCAUGCCCCUUGAAUUUGCCUACAUACGCUGCCGACAUUUUCCUCUGCCACGGUCUGUCCUUUGUGGAAAUGUUGAACUCACCAGUCUCGUAA